Messenger RNA from Aphanomyces astaci, 435 nucleotides. RefSeq lists its product as hypothetical. Lineage: Eukaryota; Oomycota; Saprolegniomycetes; Saprolegniales; Verrucalvaceae. The record is from RefSeq and is a predicted model, not a curated record. The transcript has a single exon. Bases 1 to 435 code for a protein of 144 amino acids.
AUGAACGCCGCGAGGGAGCUCCAAGCUCCAGUACAGUCAAGUCGUCUCAACGCCAUCCAGCCCCUAUAUGCAGACGAAGAAGCGAACGAGGUCGAUGACGAAGCGCUCAUCAUGCGUUUGUACAAGGAAGAUGCACUCGCUGUUGCCUCGGUAAGAUUGCAAAUUUAUAUUGUCCGUCACUUGGGUGGUGACCCCGUCGCCAUUCUGGGCGAGCUGCGACGACGUUUUGCAGCCGAAAUACAGCACCACGAAGAUCAAGUCUCCGCUGUUGAGAUCCACUCGAAUGUGCACGAUGACAUGUCGACGGAAGAAUUGGCGCCAUCCGGGACGGGCACACCGGAGACUUCUGGUGCAGCGAUGUUGUCUGAUGUUGCGGGGGUAGAAGCGGUUAAGGAAGCGGCGGCGGCGGCGAAACCUGGACGUCGCCUGGGAUGA